Messenger RNA from Mizuhopecten yessoensis (Yesso scallop), 5568 nucleotides. Its product is annotated as 1-acyl-sn-glycerol-3-phosphate acyltransferase delta-like. The record is from RefSeq and is a predicted model, not a curated record. Gene Ontology annotation, cellular component: endomembrane system. Bases 179 to 1342 code for a protein of 387 amino acids. Gene Ontology annotation, molecular function: 1-acylglycerol-3-phosphate O-acyltransferase activity. The transcript is spliced from 9 exons. NCBI's taxonomy places the organism in Eukaryota, Metazoa, Mollusca, Bivalvia, Pectinida, Pectinidae.
UAUUUACGACAACCAAAAAGUGAUACGUGCAGACUUUCGACAGAGUGUGUUUACGUUACGACCAAGUCCACGUUAUUGACCGAGUUUAUCAGUGGACUUCGCCCUAUAUUCACAACCGCAUACGUACACAGAAGAAUACAACAGAGUUUAAAGGCACAGGGAAGACACCGUCCACAAAAUGGCGAGCGCCCCGCUUCCAACGAAGGUCAAAAAGUCAUUUUUGUUUUUCCUGUUGUUUAUGUACACGUUUGUGGUCAGCACCCUCAUCAUUAACUUCCUCAUGGUGCUGACCCUACUUAUUUGGCCAUUUGACCGCAAACUCUUUAGGAAAAUCAACUACAUCUUGGGAUACUCAAGCUGGUCUCAGUUUACUUGUAUAGCACAGUGGUGGUCUGGUUGUGACAUCAUCUUGUACAUAGACCAGAAAGAUCGGUUAUUUGCGGGCAAGGAGCAUAUCCUGGUUUUGAUGAAUCACACCUAUGAAAUUGACUGGCUCAUGUUAUGGAUUCUUUCCGAAAGAUACGGUGUCUUAGGGGGUGCAAAAGUCUACGGCAAAAACAUGUUGCGAUACAUUCCCCUAAUAGGUUGGGCGUGGUAUUUCACAGAGUGUAUUUUCUUAAUGAGGAACUGGGCAAAGGACAAGAAAAUCAUCGCAGACACCAUUAAAGAACUGUUGGACUUCCCCGACCAAUAUUGGUUUACAUUACUGCUGUUCCCAGAAGGUACAAGAUUUACACCAGAGAAACAUGAAGCUAGUUUAAAAUUUGCCAGGGAGAAAGGGUUACCUGAAUUCAAGCACCAUUUACUGCCCCGCACAAAAGGGUUCAGCUACACCAUCCAGGCCCUCCAGGGCAAGGGGGCAGUUGGUGCUCUCUACGACAUUGCUAUGGGUUUCAAGGGUAACACUGUGAAACCAACAUUAAUGAAUGCCUUCAGAGGCAACGCCAUUACAGCCCACCUCAGAAUGAAGCGUUAUGAAUUAGAAGACUUGCCAAAAGAAGAGGAAGAAUUAUCUCAGUGGCUCAGGGAUUUGUUUAAAGAGAAAGAUGAUCUUGUCGACGAGUAUAUGAAGACAGGGAAGUUUGACCUACCAGAGUACCGUCCUCCACAACGACUCCAUGACCUUUUAAAUUGGAUAUUUUGGUUCCUUGUGACAGACAUUCCACUGUUUUAUUACCUAGGGAGUGUUUUAGUAGCAGGGACCAUUACACAACAGCUUAUUGUUUUGGGCGUAGUGGUAUUCAUGACAAUAUUUUCACGAUGGAUGAUUGGCUUGUCCGAAAUAAAGAGGGGUUCAUCAUACGGAUCUGCAGUGACACACAGUGGGAAGAAGUCAACAUGAACUAUGGUCUUAAGUGUGAUAAUUAUAGCUACAUUGUGAUUGUAUUUUAAUAACAACACCAAAUAUGAACACUUCAUGCACUUCAGAAGAUAUUUUAACUAAGAAAGAAGCUUUAAAUUUACAAGACAAGUGUGUUGAAAAUGACAUUUACAAAGAACAGUCUUUUGGUUAUUUUGAGAAUUAAUUCCGAAAACAAAAAUGUAUAAAUGUAUCCAAACACAAGGACAUUUCCUCAUAAGCUUCAAAUGUGUUAAUAAAUUUCCCACAUGGCAAAAUAAUUUCUGAAGUUCCCUGGAAUUUGUGUGUUAUAUCUCACAGCAAGAGAUUUCUAGCUUUAUAACAAAUUUUACUUAUACCAAAACAAUAUCUUGGGUCCCCAGAGGUUCAUUAUAAAAAUUAAAAUGUUUUGUUGCGUAAACUUAUAUAUGUAUAUUUACAAAUAACAUAGACAUAAGAUGUAUACAUAUAUAUAAAUAAAUUCAUAAAUAUAUUCUCGUAUAUUUAAAGACCCUUUCACCUGUUUAGCUACUCAUUAUCAUCCUAGACUGUAGACAUUCAACAGUUUUUAAAGCAUUUUGUGAUCAUAAAAGAAAAAUGAGAGAAUAAAUUUGUAUUUUUAUUAUUAAAAAAUAUCGAAAGCUGCGGAAAAGUUCAUCUCAUAAUUCAUUAACACUUGCUAUGUUAACGUGCAACUUUUAAGAUAAUGACACUUAUAAUUAUAUAACUUAAUACAAGUAAAUAUAUUGCAUUAUAGUCAUUAAGGAUCCCUGUACUACUGCUAAAUUGUAACAAAGUAUGGGGGACGUUUUUUCCCAGCAUGACUAGAGCUUUAAUAAAUCAUUUCUGAAAAUGAAACCAUACCCUGUAUGGAUCUAAUGAAAAAUAAUGGAGGGGAAAUGAACAAUAUAUGAGUUCUGAGAGUAAAAACUUGGCGGGGCUAGACCAGGAUUCAACUCCUGGACUUCAAAUUGUUGUACUAUAUCUCUUCAAUCAAUUGAGCUACCUGUUAAACGAAAGUGUCCUGCCACAACUGUGCUUCAGUUAUAGCCAUACGGAAGUUAAGGGGAGGUAACUGUAGGUAUACAAACCACAGUGCAGUGGGACAGGGAUCCUUAUAUCAAACACGGGACAAAUUCCCUAUGAAAAUAAUUAAAAAAUCAAUCAUGUCUUCUUGGAAUCUUUUUAUCACAUUAAGAUGUGUAAUUACAUAUUCUACUGGCAGAUUUGAGGGGAAAUGUUUACUUUUAUACCAUGGAGUGUUCUUUGUACCAAACCAACAAUUAUCUGAACUAAUUCGAUCAGUUUUCUUAAAACUCUAUAUGUUACUUUAAAAGAGUAAUUAUGUUUUGACAGACGAGGGUGCUUAUUUAUGCGAGUGCAAGCUGCUUGGUUAAAUAUUGGCCCUAAUGACCUGUUUUGUGUCAAUGGGCUGUUAAGAAUCCAAUAAUAAUAUAGUUUUAUAUCCUUCCAGAAUUUGUACAUUUAUAUUUACCUGCGAUUGUGUUUUAGUUCAUUUAUAUUGAGAGCUAUUAUCUUGUUUUCCCAUGUUUGAAAUUGUAUUUUUUUUUAAAUGUUAAUUAUUUUAGAGAAAAAGUAUUCCACAUUAUUUUUCAUUUGUAUAUUCAAGUUAACAUCAGAGGAUGGGAAUGUGAACAACAUGCUUAUAGUAUGGUUUGAUUUAAACAAAUUUUUAUUUGCAUCUAAUAUACAAAAGGGAUUGGGCACAGUAGUAUGGUAUGGAAAAAGGACAGAAUUUUAGAUGAUCAAGAGUUAGGGUGACCUAGAUCUUUACCUUUAGAGUAAACAGUGUGUGUGAUAAUUAAAGGCCCCUUUAGCUUCUCCAGUUCAGCAGUUUGAACCAGCUGAACCUGAAAAGAAAAUAACAGGCUCAGAUCUGAACCGAAGCUGACCUCAGGAAUAUUUGGCACAAACAUAUGGAGGGAUCCAGACGUGCCUGACUGACACUAAAAUACUGACUAUUGCUAGUUUGCAUUAUGUCAAAAGGUCGUUUCACAAGUAUAUUUUAGGAAUUGUUAUAAAAUCAAGUUCAUGCAUGAAAGAAGGACAUACUAUUCUUGAUAAAUAGUUAUUUAUUUGUCCCAAAUUUUGACAAACAAUAUGAAUUUGGAAUUUUAUUAAAUUUUAUGUUCCAAAGAAAUUGAAUUGUCAAAGCUUAAUUCCAAAUAUUAAAUAAAAAAAUUGAAUUGGGUUUUUUUUGUAAAUAGAGAGGGUUUUGUUGACUUGUUGUGUGCUACAAUAUACCGACUUUAAGUUUAAGUUUUUCACCUGGCUUGAAUUAUUCAAUUAUUUUUCCAAGAUGGAAUAUUUCAUAUCUUUUUCAGUGAAAUUAUGAUUGUUGAGGCUUUACAAAAUGUGACAACAAUUUUUAACGUUAUCUCAUCAAUCUUUACAAGUAAACUUUUGUAUGUACAUUUUGCAAACUUUUACAGUCAGACUUUCAUAAAUCGAACUUUGAAGACUCCAAAUCCUUGAUCUUACGGAAAAGUCUGGAUAUUUUUUUCUUAUGUAACGCUAUAAAUAUUCUAUUAUAGAAUCAAACUUUUAUGAGUCAAAUAUUUUGCACUUUCUAAUUUUAAUCAAGGCCUGCUUCUUAUGAAAACAUUGAGAAAUAAAUGAAAAUGAAAAGUUGCCUUUACUAGAACAAUGAUAUUUCCCAUUGUCAUUUUAACAGAUCUCCAUAACAAGAUCUCCAUGCAAACAUCAGUUUGUAAAUAAACAUGCUGUUCUUAUUGCUGUAAAUCCUGUAGUUAUCUAUUAAUUUAAAAUAAAAAUUUCUUAGCGUGUCUUAUAUGCAGGAUCUCAAUGUCCGAUGUUCAACAUUCAUGAGUCGAAGUACCGAUGUUACAAUUUUUUCCUGAUGUUUGAAAGUUCCAAAGUCCAAAGUUCGAAACAUUGAAGUUUGACUGUAUGCUUAAAAUAGGAUUGUGGAUAUUUACCUGACUGUGAAAUACAUUUCCCCCCCAUAAAUGAUGAUAAUUUUAGCUUUAUAAUACUAUUGGCUGUUUUUAGCUUUUAUUAGAGUUUCUGGUGGUAAAUUGUCUUUUAAGUAAUUUUUUUCCGUAUUAUUGUCAUAUUUGAAAACUAGAUUUUUUUUUGAAUGCAUUCCAUUUUCAUAACGAUUAUCAUUUUGUGAUACACCAAUCUGUUCUGCAUUUAGACGGAGAUGAUAAAUGAAAACACCUGUUCAACCAGACAGAAAGAGCAUUUUAUUUACAAUUAUAUAUAUUUCUUAACAUCUUAACAAAUUUUUGCAAAAAAAUUUGAUAUGUACAUGUAUGAAAGUAUUUAGUUGGGUUGAUUUCCUUUGGCCAUGUAGUUAAUGGGCCUAAGUCACGCUACCACAAUCAGUACACUGUCAAGAAAUGGUUUGAAUAGUACUCUAAAAUUCGAUUUGUGUAUUUUACAAUGAUGAUAUAAAAUUUAAGUUUUUAUCAGCAUUUCCUCCAAAUAGUUUUGUUUUCAGCAAUAUUUUAAGAGUACACAAGAUAUGACUUCAAAGUGAACGUGUCAGAAAACCAGAAAAAAAUACAUGUACAUACAUUGACAAAAUUUUGGAGAGUUUUGAAGGGGGUAGUUAUAAGCAUGUUGAAAUGUUGAUUUCUGGUCCUUAUAACCGAAUAAUAUAAAAGGGGAUAUAUACAAUUGUAGUUCAGCCCCGAAAAAUAAAGUGAUUACAACAUCAGGUUAUAACCCAUUCACCCCUAUGUACCUUUAGUAAACUCUACCAUGCAUUGAUCUGGAUAAGUCCAUUAUGGUCUACAGUGGUGAAAGGGUUAAGGUGAUUACUGAAGUAAUAUAAUAUAUACCUGUUACACUUGUGAUAUGAUUGUACUUAAAUUGAUGAUACGUAUAUUUCUGUAGACUUGUUUUACAGGUUUUAUUGUUGAAAUUGUCAGCUACCAUAUGUAUUGUAACAAAGACACAGGACAAUGUACAGAAAGGCAGGGGGUGUUGAAUUGAAGCUUGCCUCAGUAGACUCGUAAAUAUUUUGGAAAAUGUUAUGAUAUUCUUUCUUUAGUUGUUUUGUGCCAGGGAAAAAAAUAAUCCUGCAUUCACAAAAUAUUGUAUCAUAUAAAAAAUAAACGUGGGGGGGAGUGCACUCAUUUCAGUAGAUAUGGUAGUUGAGUAUACUAUGCAUUCCACUUUAUAUCAUAUAUAAUUUGUCAGGAAAAAAACAUGAUAUAAAGUGAAAGUUGACAUGAACA